AUGGCUGGAAUUUACGAGAAAAUCUACGAUCCGAAAACACUGGGACCAAGUCCAGGAAUAUCAGAAUACAACUCAAGCACAAUUGAAGAUAUUGGAACGUGCCUGUGCAGCCUUGACUCCUGCGAUUAUACCAAUAUUUAUGACAUGCUUGGGGACGUGCCGUACGAUGUCGCUUACAACAUUUUGGACAGUAUCAUUCGCGAAUUCAAUUUCACCUGCCCGGUUAUAUAUCAGAUACCAUCGGCAAUCGAGACACCAACAAAAUACGGUCUUACCAUACUCUUUUUUCUGACCGUUGCUCUCUCGAUAGUGGGAAAUGUUGUUGUUAUAUGUGUUCUAACUUUCGGAGCAAGAAAAAAACGAGACUUCAAUAUUUUUCUAUUAAAUCUGGCCGUCGCUGAUUGGACCCUGGCCAUAUUCUCGAUGCCAUUCUCAUUUAUCAACGCAAUGCAAGGCGAGUGGAUCUUCGGAGGAUGUGUUAUGUGCUCGGUGACUGCUUUUAUAAAGAAGGUCUCUGAAGCUGUGAGUAUCUUCACAUUGACUGCCAUUGGUAUAGAUCGAUAUUACGCUGUUAUGUACCCGCUGAGAAACAGGAUGUCGUCUUCGAGACCGAGAAUAGUUAUCGGAGGAAUUUGGGCGAUAUCAACCUGCUUAUCGGUGGUCAAACCAAUUGUAAGCUAUACAAAAACAUACCCGCUAGACAUGUAUAGUAACAACACUGUUACCAUCUGCAAGGAGUGGUGGCCCAACGAUACGCUCCAAAUAGUAUAUGAGUUGACUCUAUUCGUUGCUACGUACGUCGCACCACUGACUGUCCUCUCAUUUACAUACACUAAAGUGGCUAUGAAACUGUGGACGAGGAGCAUUCCGGGCAAUGCCGACCAAGGCCGAGACGCCAGUCACAACAGAUCAAAGAAAAAGACUAUCAAGAUGCUGGUAUCGAUCGUAGUUCUGUUUGCCCUCUGCUGGAUGCCAUUGAAUCUAUUCUAUCUAAUAACUCUCUUCAACGACAACACAGUCCAUGAGUACAGUCAACAGAAGGCAACCACCACGGCAUACUUGUGCGUUUUAAUCUGGAUAGCAGUGACAGACAGCUUCAUCAAUCCAAUCAUAUACGUGUUUCUAAACGAUGGCUUCAGGGGUGAUAUGAAACGAUUUUUUCGACGAGUCUGCAAAUUUAGCCUUGGUACUGACAGAAAAUGUGACCCUAGGACAGGCAUGCAAAGUAUGUCAUCGCGGUCAACGUUCAGUAGAUCGACUCGGCAGAGAACUAACCAGGAAUUAUGCUCUCUGAAGACCCUCUCACCAUCGUUAAAUACCCUUCACAGUCUGAAGGUCAACGAAAACGGAUUUUGUAACGGUAUAUAUGAUUACAGAUCUGCAUCGGCAUCAAGAAGCACCUCCUGUACUUCUGAAACGCUAAAAAUGUAA
Messenger RNA from Saccoglossus kowalevskii, 1431 nucleotides. Its product is annotated as substance-K receptor-like. NCBI's taxonomy places the organism in Eukaryota, Metazoa, Hemichordata, Enteropneusta, Harrimaniidae. The record is from RefSeq and is a predicted model, not a curated record. Gene Ontology annotation, molecular function: neuropeptide Y receptor activity. Gene Ontology annotation, cellular component: plasma membrane. Gene Ontology annotation, biological process: G protein-coupled receptor signaling pathway.